Molecule: messenger RNA, 4373 nt
Organism: Phialemonium atrogriseum
Lineage: Eukaryota; Fungi; Ascomycota; Sordariomycetes; Cephalothecales; Cephalothecaceae
Exons: 5
Coding region: 171-3968 (1265 amino acids)
Biological process (GO): nuclear pore organization; protein import into nucleus
Cellular component (GO): nuclear pore transmembrane ring
Molecular function (GO): structural constituent of nuclear pore
Source: RefSeq, a predicted model, not a curated record
GUCAACAACCGCGUCUUGACGUGACCAGAUCCUAGCUUCUCACGGAAAUUUCAGAAGCUCCCAUGAAGAUCUCACUUGAUGGUUCAGGACCAUUCAAGAUUUCCUGAGAACGUUCUUAGAUUUUCCACCCCUCCGCCCUCAUACAUGACCACAGUCAAACGAGGCAUGCCAUGAGCUCAACUCCACGACUGCGGUCGGGCGCCUUCCCGCAGACCCCCGGAACGGUCGCCAGAGGCGCACCUCCGACUCCGUCACCUACCCCGUCCCCAGCAGCGACCCCUUCUACACGAUCCCCUCUGCCGCUGGCGCCGCAAAAUUCUCCCUCCAGAGCUGCAAACACCGCGCCGUUAAUACCUCUGAGGAUCCUCGAUGCACCAACUCAGCGUUUCUACGCCCUCGCCGUGUACGCUGCCUUGCUAGCAUGGAGGCUCUACGACUGGGUUCAGUUGGUUGAGGACAAUGCAGAGUCGUUCUGGCUGCUCUUGAAAUGGAUCGCCAUCGACUUCAUCUUCCUCUUUGGAUUGCCGGAAUUAAGGAUACCAUGGCUCGAGCUGUCCCAACCCUUCGUGGUCAUGGCCUUUUUCGUCCAUGUUGCCCUCAACUUCAUGCUCAUGUUUAACAUCGGGCUACCAUGGCAGUCGUGGCUGCUCGGCAUGCUCAAGGUGUUCUACGAUCGAGAGCUCGCCAUCUCCGAGCACAAUGUCAAGCUGUCUAACAUUUUGCACAAUUCUUCCUUGAUCAUGGGCCGUCAGAUCAUCAACAUUCUCCCCGAAGGCUCCGCCGUCCUCAAUUCCGAAGGUGCUCCGUUUUGUCUGGGAGGCGACCGUAAGGUGGUGCUACUCCCUAUUAACUUCAACUCGACGACCCCAGUUGAAGUCGAGCUGAUUCGCGUCGACCUGGAAACAAAUCGAGAGGAAGUUCUGAGGCUGAGCAGAUCACAACUCCGCGAGAUUGAGCGGCAAACGAAGAGGCAGGCUACAGAUGGAGCUCCAACCGUCGUGCAGUUCGACUAUCCGGCGAAAAAACCCGGCGCAUACCGCCUCGGGAAAGUCCUCGAUGAAUAUAAGCUGGAGGUCCAACGAAGAACACCGUACACCUUUGUCGUACCUUGUCCCGAGGCGGGUUUUGGAUCAACUCCAUCCUCGGGGCGAUGCCUUGGAGACUUGUCUGAUCUAUCACUCCAAGUUGACGGGACUCCACCACUCAAGAUCGUGUACAGUCGAACUAUCAACGGCAAAGACCACAGCUUCCACUUCCAAAGCUUGCAGCCCGAUGGAUUUACAUCGCCGCUGCUCGGCUCUCUCCACUCGACAAACCUAAUCCCGAUAGACGACGAAGAUAUAUCAUGGGCGCGGUCUCAGCAGGUCAAGGUUGGGCUCAACGAAUCCAUGCACACCGGGGGGCAGUGGGAAUAUUCAGUCGACGAGGUCCAUGAUGCGUUUGGCAACAUGGUCAAGUACCUGUCGCCGGCUGAGGAUCCAGAUAUGAAACCUCGGCCAAGACAUCUUUCCCAGCACUUCUCCGUCAAGGAACGGCCUCGUGCAAGGCUCGAGGGGUGCGAUCUACGAAACCCGCUGAAGGUCGCAAAGGGCGAUUCGAAGGAACUACCUGUCGCAUUCCAAAUAUCCGGCCGAACCCGCGAUGAUACCACGCAUACCGUGGCCUGGCAAUUCUCGCCAAUCGAUACCUUGACCAAGAAUGGCGAGCAUGGCGACGUCGUGUCAAUCGGAUCGUACAGCGCAAAGAAUGCUCGCGAUCGCCCCAAGAUUUCCGCUCCAGGACUGUAUACCCUGAAGUCAGUUGCAUCUGGAGCCUGCGAGGGAGAGAUUGAGGAACCCUCGGCAUGUUUGUUGCUAAAUCCCCUGGAACCCCAACUCACUCUCCGCGCCGACGACAUCACGGAUGCGUGUGCAGGCAAUUCGAUUGGCCUGCGAGUCGAUUUGGACCUCAUCGGGACGCCGCCCUUUAUUGUCCGAUACGAUGUUAUCUCUAACGGCGAGGUCCGGUCAGAAAGGACUCAGGUUCUUGGGAUGAGAUCUCAGCUAGAGCUCAUCCCAAGGGUUGCGGGCAGUCACAAGUAUAUCUUCAAGCAGAUCGACGAUGACAUAUACAAGGGCCAGCCGCUCAUCGGAUCAGAAUACGUGCUUGAGCAGGAUGUGAAGCCCGCGGCCUCUGCCAUUAUCCAGCACAGCACUGGGAAGUUGAGUGCCUGCUUGGAAGAGGCAAUCGAAGUCGACAUCUUGCUCCUUGGAGAACCUCCGUUCACCUUGGAAUGGGAACUCGUGCACGACGGUAAGAGAAAGCAACACCGAGCGACCUCGAUCGAAGAGAACACAUUCACAAUCAAGACGGCGCCUCUUACUCAGGGAGGAGAAUACACUCUUGCGCUCACCAGCGUGCAAGACAAGAGGGCCUGCCGCAAUUUCCUGCAUCAGGAAGUCAAGUUGUCUGUCCGGCGCCAGAGGCCGCGGGCUGCCUUCGGAUUGCUCGAAAAUAAACGAAAGGUCAAGGCCAUCGAGGACGCGAAGAUCAAUAUUCCUCUCCGCCUUACUGGCGUGGGGCCAUGGAAGAUUUCUUAUCGGAACCUGAACGAUAAGUCGAGGAUUCUUGAGAAGUCGCUCUCGAGCGAUAACGAUAUACUCGCCGUCAGCGAUCAAGGCAUCUUCGAGAUCAUGGACAUCUACGAUAAACAGUGCCACGGGACAGUGGAUCCGAAAGCUUCGACCUUUGAGGUGAAUUGGUUCCCUCGUCCCGAGCUUUCACUGGUGCCCAAAGAGAGCAUCUCGGAGCAUCGUGGCCAGUAUGUCAAGAAGGACGUCUGUGAAGGUGAUAUCGAUGUGUUUGAGAUUGGCCUCAAAGGAUCUCCUCCAUACCACGUAGAGUAUGAGGUACGACACAAGCCGAGCCAAGGCACCGGCUCGCUCAGCCGGAGAAGCUUCGAUGCUGCGUUCGGAAAGGCAUCGAUCCAGAUGGACACAGCGAAGUCAGGCUUGUAUACGUACAAGUUUUCCUCGCUCGCGGAUAAUCUCUAUAACAGUGAUAAGAGGUUUCAACCGCUCGUGCUGGAGCAGAAGGUCAACGCCAAACCAUCAGCUUCUUUCGUCAAGCCCGGCCAGUCCUUCAAGUAUUGUCUCUCCGAUUCGGAGAACUCGGACAAUAUUCCCAUCACACUCACUGGUGUUGCGCCGUUCUACGUCGAGAUUGAGGUUAAACACCAGACCGGUUCCGUCCCAGAGACGUAUCGCAUCCCUUCCAUCGAAUCCAACUCGUAUGGUAUCCAGAUCCCGAGGCAGUAUCUCAAACUCGGUUCGCAGCAAGUCCGCAUCCGGAAAGUGAGGGAUGCUCGGGGCUGCCAGGAGGAGAUAGAAGUUGGGGGACCCUCAGUCCAGGUUCAACUGUACGACGCACCGGCAAUCUAUCCCCUGGAAACACGCGCCGAUUAUUGCGUGGGCGAGCGCAUCACGUACUCGCUGUCUGGCACGCCGCCGUUCGAGGUGUGGUACACCUUCGACGGGAUGCAGCGGAAGGCCAAGUCGCCGACGACCAACUUCCGCCGGAUCGCGGAGACGCCGGGCGAGUUCACCAUCACGAGCGUGUCGGACAAGGCCAGCGAGUGCCGGGCGUCGGUCGACAUCGUCAAGACGAUCCACCCGAUGCCGGCGGUCAAGAUCAGCAAGGGCCGCAACGUCAAGGUGGACAUCCACGAGGGCAGCGAGGUGGACAUUCUCUUUGAGUUUUGGGGUACGCCGCCCUUCGAGUUCACGUACACGCGUAGCACCAACGAGCGGAAAGGCCAGAAGAGCCAGGUUCUGGAGACGAGGCACGACACCAGCUACGAGCACAGCAAGGUUGUCCGGGCGAGCCAGGAGGGCACGUACGAGGUCGUGGCCAUCAAGGAUAAGUACUGCGCCUUCUCGACCCAGAUGGUCGAGAAUAAGGACAAGAGCCAGAAGCUGUUGACCUUCUGAGCUAGGAACAGCAAGGGGGAGGAGGGUAGAUAGCCUGGGGGGAGGAAAUCAAAUUUGGGGUUUGUCGUUUCUCUCUGUGGGAGGGGGGAAUAUCAUAGCAUGGCGUUUGCGGUUUGUUAUCUUUGUGGAAUAGACACCCCCUUAAGGAUAGGUCGGCAGAUUUUCCGGACAGAAAAGCUUGAGCCCGAGAUGAGCCGUUUGUUUGUUUUUAGUAAUGGAAAAGUGCUAGCAGUGUAUGACUUCUUGAAAGGAGUCGUGACUUGUGAGUACUCAUCAACACAUCCGGCUACCCCUGCCCCCAGCCACACACUUGUGACUGGGAGGGGCUUAGAGUCACCGCGGCGCUGCUCAAUCGCGCAGCAAGCAGGGUCCAGGAAGCAGCCCAGUCAAAGUCCUCGUUACACG